This is a messenger RNA of Aplosporella prunicola CBS 121167, 1749 nucleotides long. RefSeq lists its product as uncharacterized. The coding region runs from base 104 to 1636 and encodes 510 amino acids. The record is from RefSeq and is a predicted model, not a curated record. Gene Ontology annotation, molecular function: UDP-N-acetylglucosamine diphosphorylase activity. Lineage: Eukaryota; Fungi; Ascomycota; Dothideomycetes; Botryosphaeriales; Aplosporellaceae. The transcript has 2 exons. Gene Ontology annotation, biological process: UDP-N-acetylglucosamine biosynthetic process.
CUCCUACAUCGUGGGGCGUUUGACUGACGCCCGUCUACUCCUUUAAAGUCCAUCGCUUCCCCUCCUUCUACCUCCCUCAUUCACCUCACUCUCACAAAUCACAAUGGCAGGCCUCGCUCAGAACGUUCUCGAGAAGCUGCACAUCACCAGCCCCGCUGGUGUCCCCGCCAAGGAGCCUACCGCUGAGGAGUACCAGACCCUUUGCCAAAAGUACGAAAAGGCCGGUCAGGAGCAGGUCUUCGCUUUCUACGAUAAGCUCAACACCGAGGAGAAGGCUACUCUCUUCCAGCAGCUCUCCGGCAUCGACCCCGACUACAUUAACACCAUCACCAACAAGGCCUUGAACCCUCCCAAGACCGAAGCUGAGGCUGGCGCUCCCAAGCUCGAACCCCUUCCUACCUCCGCCACCUCCUCCGUUUACGACACCAACACCGACGAUCUUCAGAAAUGGUACGACCAGGGCUUGGAGUUCGUCGCGGAGAACCAGGUCGGUGUGGUCUUGAUGGCUGGUGGACAAGGUACAAGGUUGGGUAGCUCUGCUCCCAAGGGUUGUUACGACAUUGGUCUUCCUAGCAAGAAGUCGCUGUUCCAACUCCAGGCCGAGCGCAUCUGGAAGGUUCAACAACUCGCUCAGAAGAAGCACGGGAAGGCGGAGGUUGUCGUUCCCUGGUAUGUUAUGACCAGCGGACCCACCCGUGGCCCUACCCAGGCUUUCUUCGAGGAGAACAACUACUUUGGCUUGAAGAAGGAGAAUGUCAUCAUCUUCGAGCAAGGCGUCCUUCCUUGCAUCUCUAAUGAUGGCAAGAUCCUUCUCGAGAGCAAGUCCAAGGUUGCCGUCGCUCCCGAUGGAAACGGUGGUCUUUACCAGGCUCUGAUCGUCUCCGGCGUUGUUGAGGACAUGAAGAAGCGUGGUGUCAAGCACAUUCACGCUUACUGCGUCGACAACUGCCUUGUCAAGGUCGCUGACCCUGGCUUCAUCGGUUUCGCCGCCUCCAAGAACGUCAAGAUUGCCACCAAGGUCGUUCGCAAGCGCGACGCCAAGGAGUCUGUCGGUCUAAUCAUGCAGAAGAACGGCAAGCCCGACGUUGUCGAAUACUCUGAGAUUGAUGCCGAGACCGCCGAGGCCAAGGACUCUAGCAACUCUGAGCUUCUCAAGUUCCGUGCGGCCAACAUUGUCAACCACUACUACUCCUUCGAAUUCCUCGACAGCAUUCCCCAGUGGUCCAAGGACCUUCCUCACCACGUCGCUCGCAAGAAGAUUCCCUACGUCGACACCGAGAAGGGUGAGACCAUCAAGCCCGAGAAGCCCAACGGUAUCAAGCUCGAGCAAUUCGUCUUCGAUUGUUUCCCUCUUCUGAAGAUGGAUCACUUCGCUUGCAUGGAGGUCAAGCGUGAGGAUGAGUUCUCUCCUCUCAAGAAUGCUCGUGGAACUGGCGAGGAUGACCCCGACACCAGCAAGAAGGACAUUAUGGACCAGGGUAAGAAGUGGGUGCAGGCUGCUGGUGGUGUUGUCACUGGUGAGAAGGAUGAGGAUGGUGUCGAGGUUUCGCCUCUCAUCAGCUACGGUGGUGAGGGUCUGGGAUUCCUCAAGACCAGGACCAUCAAGGCUCCUGCUGUCAUUGAGAAGGAGGAAUAGAAUCUUGUCAUCAAGUACAAGUCACGUUAAAAUAAAUACCAUGUUAUACUCCCAUCAAAUCUUGAUCGUCGACACGUGAUGUAGUCGUGCUGGCGGGGGCGUUGGGUGACAAG